Messenger RNA from Cucurbita maxima (winter squash), 1187 nucleotides. RefSeq lists its product as uncharacterized. The transcript has a single exon. Bases 340 to 1086 code for a protein of 248 amino acids. The record is from RefSeq and is a predicted model, not a curated record. NCBI's taxonomy places the organism in Eukaryota, Viridiplantae, Streptophyta, Magnoliopsida, Cucurbitales, Cucurbitaceae.
AUAAAACUACUUGAAGAGAAAAAAGAAAGAAAGAACCAAAAAAAAAAAAAAAAAAAGUGGAGAUUACUCUGUUUUUCUUUGUUCCUCAAAUUUUGUCUUGUUGAUUUUCUCUCUGUUUCCAUGCUUCCAAUCGCCAAAUUUUUUUGCAGCAUCGUCCAGUUUCCUGGAAGUGAUUCCACUGGAGAUGAUUGUUGCGGUUGGAUCGACGAAUUUGACGGAGAAGGAAUUUGUUUACCAGUGACAUUGAUUUGAUUUUAGCUGAUCGUCUUUAUAAAUUCUGUUGUUGUUGUUGUUGUUGUUGUUGUUGUUUUCACUGGAUUGAUUUUGUUGUUUCUGGAAAUGGAGUCUGUCAGUUUCUGCGAUAUAAGAACGGAGAGGAUGAACACAAUUCUUAAGUAUCGACAGCUCAGGAAAAUUGCUAACCUGUUUCGGUUCAUCGAGCUGUGUUUGAUUCUCGUCGUGAUCUCGAAAUUAUCUAUCCAUCUGCCGAGCGCCUUCAAGAAUUUUGGAGAGUACUUCCGGUGCUUGUCGAUGACUUUGAUUAGUCCUCGCUUCGUGUUUCUGAUCGGAAACGCGAUAGUCAUCACUCUGUUCGCUAAAUCGGGACAGUUCUCUGGUACGGAUCUGAGCAAGAAGAAUUCGGUUGCCGAUCUUUACGAGGAGUUCAUCCAAAACAGCGAGAAGAAUCAAAGAACUCGUCGCGCCGAGAUCAAGUACCGAAUCAAGCAGAUCGAUAGCGGAAACGUCCAUGGCGACGCCUCCAUCAAGUAUCGAAUCCAGCAGAUCGAUAGCGGAAGCGGCAACGCCUCAAUCGUGAUAAAGAAAAUCGGUAAUCCUGAAGAAAUCAAACAUUAUCGGAGGAGUCAGUCGGAGAAAAUAGCGGUGGUACAGCGAGAGAAUCCGCACAGCAAACUGAGCCGAUCAGAAACAGAAAAAAGCAAGAAAAUCGUCCGAUUGAGUGAAGGAACAGAACAAAUCUCGUAUCCGGAAGAUGGAAUGAGCAACGAGGAGUUCCAGGAGAUGGUGGAGGCGUUCAUAGCGCGGCAGCAGAGGUUGAGAAGGGAGGAAGAAUUCUGUGGAUUUUAGAAAUCAAAGGUUUCACAUCUCGUUAAUCCUGCAAGUGAUUAGGGCAACUGUUCUUGUUAAUCUUCAAAAAUAAAAAAAGAAAAAAAGAAAAAAAGAAAAAA